AUGACCACUUUGGAUGAUUUUAUAGAAGAGUGUCUAAACGAACACAACGCGAGGCGAGCCUUACACGGAGCGCCUCCUCUAAAACACAGCCGUGCGCUGGACAAAACGGCCCAGGAUUGGGCCGAGGUUCUGAUCUCAGAGGAUUGCAUCAGAAACAGUCCGCUCUCCAGCCGUGGCGAAAUCGGCGAAAGCAUUAAUAUGCGUACUAGCACAGCUGCUCGUGUAGAUGUUCAAGGAUCGGAGGUAGUGAACCAGUGGUACUCCGAUAUGAAAAAUUACAACUUUUCCGAUGGAAAGGGACCAGCUGGUAAUUUUACUCAACUGGUUUGGAACGCCACAAGAGAAGUUGGUUUCGGUAAAACUAGAGCAGCUGGGAAAUGUGUUGUGGUCGCACACUAUCGUCCUCCAGGGAAUGUUCGCGGUAGGUAUCUGGACAACGUCGCUCCUCCACUUAGUGGAAACACUACACAGUUAACUGAUCAAGCUCCGUCUGAACGGUCAGCGAACGAUACAGCUGCCACACGAUCAGUGGUGACUGAAACCAUAACCGACCCACAUGGCAAGAAGUACAUGGUGAGACGGGAAAUCGUCGAGUCGGUCGAAGCAGAUGGACAUAUUAGAAGAUCUGUGAAUGAAACAUACAGCGAUCCAUCUGAAUCCAGGCGGGAUAUAACAGACGCCAUACGUUUUAGCCGCUCAUCAGAUUUACCGAAAACCGAAACAUUGCAGCGAACAGUGGAUUCACGCCAGUCGACCGAUGGGGCUGACGACUUCGCGGAAUCAGUAACACGAGCGCACAACGUUUAUCGACUGCGACAUAACGCCCCAGAUCUUAAGUUAGAUCCGCACUUGUCAAAGAUGGCUCAGGAUUGGGCGGAUUACCUGGUGAAUCAGGACUUCCUCUCGAACAGUGGCAUCACUUACCAGGGUAUCCGUUUGGGCGAGAAUGUGUUCAGUCGCUGGUCAAAUACACUUAACCGUAUAACAGGCCAAGAGGUGGUGGACCACUGGUAUCAAGAGGUCUCCAAGUACGAACCUGGAUCAGAACCCGAGAGUAUCCAAGGGAUCGGCAGUUUCACACAGCUGGUGUGGACAGGGUCACAAUGCAUUGGCGUUGCGUUUGCCGCUCAACCCAAAAACUUCGCCGAAAGUCCCCUGACCAUGAGUGCCAAGUUUAUCGUCGUCUGCUUCUACUACCCACCUGGAAACGUAACUGGACAAUUCAAAACUAAUGUGAAAUUUGCGGCGAAAUGA
Molecule: messenger RNA, 1254 nt
Organism: Dicrocoelium dendriticum
Lineage: Eukaryota; Metazoa; Platyhelminthes; Trematoda; Plagiorchiida; Dicrocoeliidae
Source: the annotation of a GenBank genome assembly